Stegastes partitus (bicolor damselfish) is the source of this 1362-nucleotide messenger RNA. RefSeq names its product prostaglandin D2 receptor 2-like. The coding region runs from base 60 to 1106 and encodes 348 amino acids. The record is from RefSeq and is a predicted model, not a curated record. Gene Ontology annotation, biological process: phospholipase C-activating G protein-coupled receptor signaling pathway; inflammatory response; complement receptor mediated signaling pathway. Gene Ontology annotation, molecular function: complement receptor activity; G protein-coupled receptor activity. Gene Ontology annotation, cellular component: plasma membrane. The transcript has a single exon. NCBI's taxonomy places the organism in Eukaryota, Metazoa, Chordata, Actinopteri, Pomacentridae.
AGAAGGUGAACAUCACCAGUAACCCAAUAAACCAAACUGUGAUAAACCAAACAGCCGGGAUGACCUCUUUGAACGUGUUUACAAUUUUCCUCCACGGCCUCUUCUCCACCAUUGGCAUCGUGGAAAACCUCCUUAUUGUCGGAGUGGUGGGCUUCUAUGUCCGCCGCUCUGUUAUCAGCAUCUGGAUCCUGAACCUCGCGGCCUCCGACCUGCUCGCCACCGCUUCCCUGCCCUUCUUCACCCUCUACAUGGCCCGAGGCAACACCUGGACAAUGGGUCCCACCUUCUGCCGCAUCCACUCCUCCGUCUUCUUUCUCAACAUGUUUGUCAGCGGCUUCCUGCUGGCAGCCAUUUCUAUGGACCGCUGUUUGAUGGUGCUGAGACCCGUCUGGGCCCAGAACCACAGAAGCAUCCACCUAGUGAGGAAGAUAUGUGGGGUGAUUUGGGUCUUGGCUGUGAUCUGCACUGUACCCUUCUACAUGUUCCGUGACACCAUCCCCCUGCCCACCGGCCACAUUCUUUGUUACUACAAUUACGCUCAAUUCCUCCCUAGUGAACCGUACAACUUAGAAUCUUUAUGUAAGCAGCGCAAGGAGGGCUUGGCAUUCAUGAGGCUCUUUCUAGCCUUCCUGAUCCCUCUCCUGAUCAUCAUCCUCAGCUACGCAGCCGUGAAUGUCAGCUUGGCGCGCCGAGGCUGCCGACGCCCCUUUCGAUUCGUUCGGCUCGUGGUGGCUGUCGUGGUGAGCUUCGUGCUCUGCUGGGCUCCGUACCACUUCUUCAUCAUCGCAGAAGUGAUGGCCCCCAGCGGGGACCGUCUACAGACGCUCGCAGCCAAGGCCCUCCCCGUUGCAGCGACGAUCGGCUUCCUCAACAGCGUCCUCAACCCCGUUCUGUAUGUGUUCAGCUGCCCUGACCUGUGCAGUAAGAUCAGACAUUCUCUCGGUGCGGUGAUGGAGAGCGUCCUGGCCGAGGAUCUGGCAGAGCUGGCUCGACGCCGCAGCACUGCUCGUAGCUCCAUCAACACCUCUGAGAUAGUGCUGAGGCAUAAGAAUUCCAUUCCAGUGCCUAUGGAGGAGCAAGAGCACACUGAAACUGUCAGUAACUAAGGAGGCAAGGAGGCUUUGACUUACUUCAACUUUACCAUCCAUAUAUGAAAAAGUAGCGCGGCCUUUUUUGAGUCAAUUAAUGUCAAACUGCUGUUCAUAAAACUUGUUCAAACAUUCCUCAAAUUACAAGCCAUCCAGCAGCUCAGUUGCCAUAAUCCCUUCUGCUCCUGGUAGGUUUUUUAAUUUGAAACAUUUGCCAGAUGUAUUACAUUUUGAUUACAUUUCAGCUCAAUUUAGUUUUAUUUAUAUCCCACCA